Molecule: messenger RNA, 3348 nt
Organism: Cokeromyces recurvatus
Lineage: Eukaryota; Fungi; Mucoromycota; Mucoromycetes; Mucorales; Mucoraceae
Product: sulfate transporter family-domain-containing protein
Exons: 11
Coding region: 1-3348 (1115 amino acids)
Biological process (GO): transmembrane transport
Cellular component (GO): membrane
Molecular function (GO): sulfate transmembrane transporter activity
Source: RefSeq, a predicted model, not a curated record
AUGCGCUUAUUUUCCGUUACUAAUAUCACUUUGGCAUAUAAGUAUUAUUCUCGGUGGAUCAAAAUUAUUAGUGUUUUAUUAAUUGGAUUAAGAGCAGCUGACUGGCCUUAUGAACUCGCAUUUCAUACCAUACAACAACAUAUCAUAAAAGAAGCUCCUCAAUCUGGCUCGCAAUGUUGGGCUGUAUGGGGUGAAGGUGUUAUUAUUUUAAAUUUUGUUGGAGAUGCUCUUGCAAAUUUAUUUUUAAGUGGCAUGUUUGUUAGAAGACUUUUCAUUCAUAUUCAUACAUCAAAAUCUUUAAUAAGCUAUCGAAAUGAAACUAUUGAGCGUAUUGCUCAAAAAUCGUUGAUUUGUCUAGCAUUCACUUUUCUCGUUAAUUUAGCUAUGAACUUGUUAAAGAUAACUAUGUUCAUAGGAGAACAUUCUGAUGCAUUUACAGUAUAUUUUGAAAUUAUUGAAUCAACACUUUUGGUAGAAGCAUUACGAAAUGAUGGUUAUCAAAGUACACAUCAUACUUCUCAAUGUGCCAGUUGUCAAAAAGAGCUAAAUCAAGAUAUUAAUACAAAAAGAGGUUUAGAUACUACUAAUUGUCUCAAUAGUCAAGCAUUUUUGCGUUCAUUUCAUAAUAUUGAUAACAAACAAAAUAAGCAUUACAGUGCAUAUACACUAGAUACUUAUGAUGAAAAUCGUAUCCGUCAUGUUGUAUCUUCUACAGAACCUGUAUUAAUUUCUGAUAAAAAUUAUUCAUCAUUUACUAGUUCUAUUCAACUUAAUGAAGGCCCAUCAAAUACUUCCAGAACUCAAAAUCAGUCAAUGUUAACCUUAAUGGAAGAUCCUCCUACACACAAUAAGCUGAUACCACAAUAUAAUACAAAUAUAGACAAAUUAUCCAGUCCAAGAUUAUCAUCGUCAAUAAUUACUUCAGUACCAAUUGCUGGUGAUACUGUUAAUCCUAGGAUAAACUAUCAAGUAUUUUAUGUAAAAGACUUGUACAUCUUGAUUGAAGAUUUUCCAGAUGUUGUUGCUGGUGUUACAGUCGGUAUUGUUGCAGUUCCUCAAGGAAUGGGUUAUGCCAAAAUUGCCAAUUUGCCUCCACAAUAUGGAUUAUACUCUUCAUUUGUUGGUUUGUGUCUUUAUUGUCUUUUCGGUACCUCCAAAGAUAUUAGUAUUGGACCAACAGCUGUUAUGUCUCUAUUGGUGGGUCAAACGAUAUCAAAAGUAACAAUGACAGGUGAUUUUACGGGUCCACAAGUAGCGUUAACAUUGGCUUUAUUUGGUGGCUUUAUUGCAUUAUUUCUCGGACUUGUGCGACUUGGAAUUCUAGUAGACUUUAUUCCUGGGCCAGCUAUUGCAGGCUUUAUGACAGGAAGCAGUAUUACUAUAUCAAUAGGGCAAUGGCCUAAGCUUUUUGGCAUAAGUAGUGUAAAUACGCAUGAUUCUGCGUAUCUUGUUUUUGGAAAUUUUUUCAAACAUUUACCUGAGACUCAACUUGACGCUGCAUUUGGAUUAAUGGGUCUUCUCUGGCUAUAUACAGUUAGAUGGGGAACGAAUUGUCUUACUAAAAGAUAUCCUAAAUAUGAAAAAAUAUUCUUUUUCGCUAAUAUAAUGCGAAAUGGGUUGUUAGUUAUUUUUAGCACAUUGAUUGCCUUCUUGAUCAAUAUCAAUCGGUCUUCUAGCCCUAUUCACAUAUUGAAAGAUGUACCCUCAGGGUUUACUGCCAUGAAUGUUCCAAAAAUCGAUGUCAAGCUUCUUUCACAACUCUCCAGCACACUUCCCUCUGUUAUCAUUAUUUUAAUUUUAGAACAUAUAGCUAUAGCUAAAUCUUUUGGUCGUAUUAAUAAUUAUAAAAUUGAUGCUGAUCAAGAGAUUAUUGCUAUCGGUGCAACUAAUGUUAUUGGAAGCUUUUUCGGCGCAUAUUCUAAUACUGGUUCAUUUUCGCGUACAGCCAUUACUGCACGAAGUGGCGCUAGAACACCUUUAAAUGGUGUUUUUGCAGCUCUUGUUGUACUUCUUUGUCUCUAUGUCUUAACACCUGCAUUUUAUUAUAUUCCUGAUGCAACCUUAUCCGCCAUUAUUAUUCAUGCCGUCGCAGAUCUUGUAUCUGGACCCACAUUUUUACGCCAAGUAUUUCGAGUAAAUCCAUUUGAGCUAUUUACUUUUAUUGCCGCUGUUGCGAUUACAUUCUUCACUACCGUUGAAUAUGGCAUCUAUAUCUCUGUCGCUUUAUCCAUUAUUUUUAUGCUUCUUCGCAUUGCUCGACCUCGCUAUGCAGUAUUAGGCCGUAUCCCAGUUCAAUCUUCAACAGCUGACUGUCAUCUAAAUAACCCUAAUGGCAAUGAAGGGUAUGAUUUUAAUCUUGUUGGGAAAAGUAGUAGUCGUCAUGAAGAAAAUAGUAGUCGACAUUAUAUAUAUGUUAGACAAGAUCAUCAAACAUUAAGCCACUUAGUAGAGCCCCCACCUGAUGGUCUUGUCAUUUUCCGUUUUGAUGAAUCCCUAACAUAUCCUAACGCAGGUUUCAUUUCAGAUAAAAUUAUGCAUUAUAUCCAAGAUAACUUUAAUUCUGGAGCAUCUAUACCUCGAACAAAAGGUGAACAAGCCUGGAACGAUCGUCGCUCUAUUGUCGUCAAAAAGGCUUCUAAAAAAAAGAAUCAAAGGAGAAUAGCGAGGGGAGAGAAUGAGGAAGAGGAGCUAAAGGAGUUACCAAGGCUUCAUGCUAUCGUUCUCGAUUGUUCUGCUAUUAAUCAUUUAGAUUCAACUGGUGUACAGACUUUAUUAGAUCUCAAAUUAUCGAUUAAUCGUUAUGUUGGUAAUGAAGUUGAAUGGCAUUUUGCCAGUAUUGCUAGCCCUGCUAUUCGUAACGCUCUUAUCACAGGAGGCUUUGGUAGCCAAGCGGGUCGUGGGCCACGUACCGGUGAAUUAUUACCUGUUAUCCCUGUUCAUCAAGAUGGUCCCCAGUAUAAUGUAAACGAUAGAAAGAGUCCCAUGAGUUGCCAAAAAUCACCAUUAGGAUCUUUAGACAACGAAUGUUCAGAGUCUGUUACUUCAUGUACUAAUGAAAAGAUAGUCAAGAGUGCAAUCGAUUUAUCUAUUAUUUCAAAGACUUCAUCUGUUACAUCUACACAAGUUCAAUAUGAAGUAACAGAAUCUGUACAACACCCAAUUGCUAGUGUCUCUAACUGUAGUCGUAUGUCUUGUGUAAUUAAUAUGGAUGGUGAUGAAUAUAUAGAGUAUCAUCCGCAACUUGAUAGGGGUCUUCCUAUUGAUAGAUAUCCAUUUUUUCAUUGGGAUCUGGAGGAUGCUGUUCGAGCAGCCUCUUAUACUCGAAAGAAGAGUUCUAAUAGUUCUUGA